Xylaria bambusicola is the source of this 2558-nucleotide messenger RNA. Its product is annotated as lysophospholipase. The record is from RefSeq and is a predicted model, not a curated record. Gene Ontology annotation, cellular component: intracellular membrane-bounded organelle; cytosol. Gene Ontology annotation, biological process: glycerophospholipid catabolic process. NCBI's taxonomy places the organism in Eukaryota, Fungi, Ascomycota, Sordariomycetes, Xylariales, Xylariaceae. Bases 258 to 2216 code for a protein of 652 amino acids. Gene Ontology annotation, molecular function: A2-type glycerophospholipase activity. The transcript has a single exon.
UUAGCUUCAUUCUCGGUUUUUUUCUAGAUUGCUCGUGUGUCUCGUUCUCUCUCUCUCUCUCUCUCUCUCUCUCUCUGCCGUACUCAAUUUCCUGUAAUUCUGUCGUUUUCCCUUCUAAUUUCGCAUUCACCUUCGUAUUCUGCCUUAAUAGAUCACCGUUACUCCGCUACUCCGCUACUCCGUCACACGUUACCCGACCCCUCCGGAUUGAGGCAGGUAACAGAGCAGGUAACAGAGCAGCAACAGUAUCCGUGAGAAUGCGCUCCAUACCCGCCGCAGCAACACUCCCUCUGUCGUUCCUUUUACUUGUUCCCACGGUCCUCGGCGCGCCGAGCGACUCCAUUUCCGAUGUGCGAUCUCGAGAAGCGUUAGCCGGCGACUUGUUGCGCCGUGCGACGCCGAAUGGCCCCUCCGGUGGCUAUGCGCCCGCUACCGUCGACUGUCCGUCACAAAAGCCCACCAUCCGAGAUGCCGCCACAUUGUCACCCUCCGAGACAGCAUGGCUGAAAAAGCGCCGGCCCAAUACCCUCGAUCCCAUGAAGUCAUUCUUCAAGCUGGCCAAUAUUCCCGACUUUGAUGCCGUAAACUACGUCCAGUCCAACUCGAACAACUUUUCCGUCGUCCCGAAUGUCGGCAUUGCCGUGUCCGGAGGUGGUUAUCGCGCCCUGCUGAACGGCGCCGGGUUCAUCGCCGCAGCUGACGCUCGGACGCCCGGCUCAACCGACGCUGGUGGUAUUGGAAAUCUCCUUCAGGCUUCCACCUAUCUGGCCGGCCUGUCGGGCGGCGGAUGGCUUGUCGGUUCCAUAUUCGCCAACAACUUCUCAACCAUCCCUGAUCUACGCGAUGGCGAAGAUGGCUCAUCUCUCUGGAAAUUUGGGAACAACAUUAUUCAAGGUCCCGAGGACAGUGGCCUCUCCAUUCUGAAUACGGCAGAGUACUGGUAUGACAUAGCCGAUCAGGUCGAUGAGAAGCGUAAGGCCGGCUAUGGCAUCUCAAUUACUGAUUACUGGGGACGUGCACUGUCUUACCAGCUCAUCAACGACAGAGAUGGUGGUCCGAGUUAUACUUUCUCGUCCAUUGCUGAUGCAGCUAAUUUCGCCAACGCCGAUACACCCAUGCCGAUCUUGGUCGCAGAUGAGCGUCAUCCUGGCGAAACCAUCAUUUCCCUGAACUCGACCGUCUAUGAGUUCAACCCCUGGGAAAUGGGAAGCUUCGAUCCCACCGUUUUUGGCUUCGCACCCAUGAAGUACGUGGGUUCCAACUUUAGCAAUGGUGCAGUUCCCGACGAUGGCGUAUGUGUUCGAGGUUUCGAUCAGUACGGAUAUGUGAUGGGAACAAGCAGCUCUCUAUUCAACCAGAUCCUUCUCCAGGCAGGAGGUGCUGAUCUACCUGAUGUUAUCCUCGACCCCAUCACAUCUAUUCUCGAGAGUAUCGGCAGCGAUGAGGACGACAUUGCUGAGUGGAGGCCUAACCCCUUCUACAAGUAUCACCCAGACACAAACGGAAAUGCCAACACCGAGCUACUCACCCUCAUCGACGGCGGCGAGGAUCUACAAAACAUCCCCCUGCAUCCCUUAAUUCAACCCAUUCGCGCCGUCGACGUCAUCUUCGCCGUUGAUUCCUCGGCCGACACGGAGCACAACUUCCCCAACGGCACGGCUCUGCGCGCCUCGUACGAACGCAGUCAAGGCGAGAUCGGUAAUGGGACGAAAUUCCCCGCAGUGCCCGACGCUGAGACCUUCAUCAACCUGGGUCUGAACCAGAAGCCGACGUUCUUCGGAUGCAAUACCUCUGAAUUCACAGGCAAUGACAGCAAUGCGAACAUCCCGCCACUGAUUGUGUACGUCCCGCUCACGCCGUAUACAGCGUACAGUAACGCCUCGACCUUCGACCCGACGUACUCGGACGCCGACCGCAACGCGUUCAUCGAGAACGGCUACAAUGUAGCGACCAUGGGUAACGGCACCGUCGACGCGCAAUGGCCCGCGUGCGCGGCCUGUGCUGUGCUGAGCCGCAGUCUCCAACGCACGGGCACCGCUAUCCCUGAGACCUGCCGGUCGUGCUUCGAGCGGUACUGCUGGAACGGGACCACGGACUCCACGUCCGUUGGCGAGUUUAACCCUGAGGCCAUCAUCAGCGCCGGCUUGAGCGUGGAGGCGGGAGGGUUGGUCUGGGGUGUCGUCGGCAUUGCUACUGUAUUAGCAAUUGCAUUGUAAUCUUGCAUCCAAGCAUCUUUGCAUUAUAAAUAGAUGGGGUAGAUGUUGCAUACUACUUACUAUACCCUUAUUUGUAUAUUUCUCCUUCCACGACGAAUUUUAGUACGGCAGAAUCUCAUCAUCGGGGGCCAUUUUUAUUUAGCUCGGGGUUCGACGAAUUCCCCUCUUGUCCUUUUUGCUUUGAAUUGCGUACCUCCAUUGCUAGAAGAAGACCGAUAGUGUCAUCUGGUAGAGUGUUGGAAAGAAAAGCGAAUGGGUUUGCACUAUUGCGGCUGCUACUUCUGUUUAUACCCUUUCUCAUCUACGAAAUAGAAUAAUCCGUUGAAUUACUUAUGUCAGACA